AUGGAUAAUUGUGCGAAUUACCGUAACAAAUCCUCCAAGAUAAUCUACGACCCAGUAAAAGUGGAUAAUUGUGGACUUAUGAAGCUAACUCCAUGGAUGUUGGAUGUAGUCGAUACGCCACAAUUUCAAAGACUGCGCGACGUCAAACAGCUUGGAUCCGUACAGUAUGUCUUUCCAGGCGCUGUUCACACACGAUUUGAACAUUGUUUAGGUGUAGGAGUAUUAGCAAAUUCAUUGAUUUCAAGAUUCCAACGUGACCAAAAAGAACUCAAGAUUACCGAUAGGGAGGUCAAGUGCGUCACUAUUGCUGGAUUAUGUCAUGACUUGGGUCAUGGUCCGUUCAGUCACGUGUUUGAUGACUUAGUCGUACCGAGUCUAGAACUGGGUGAAAAAUGGAGUCAUGAGCAGGCAUCCCAGAUGAUGGUAGAAUCUUUGGCUAGCGAGAAUGAGCUUAAGUUUUUGGACGAUAGUGAUAUUAAAUUCAUCAAUCAGCUGAUUAUUGGAACUCUCCCCGCGAAGCGCAAAUUCCUAUUCGAUAUAGUAGCCAAUCAGCGUAAUUCAGUCGACGUUGACAAAUUCGACUACCUCCAACGCGAUUCAUAUUACACCGGGUUGAAACAAGUUCACGAUAUCGAUCGCUUGAUGCUGUUUUCAAAAGUUGUGGAUGAUCAGAUAGCCUAUCCAUUCAAAGAACGGCAAAACUUGUACGAUAUGUUUCAUGCAAGGUACAGUCUGUUUAAGCGAGUUUACACGCAUCCGGUUGUGUCUUACACAAUUCUAUUUUUAAUCCUUCUCUUACGACGAAUAAUAGUAAAGGCGGUCGAUUUUAUGAUAGCGGAUGCGUUAAUAGCUGCCAAAGAUCACAUUCAAUUAGCUCAGGCUGUCAAAGAUCCCGAGCUGUACACUAUGUUGGAUGACACUAUCCUUCGACGAAUCGAGUACUCUUUAGAACCGGAACUAGAAAAAUCAAGAGGAAUAUUGAAAAGAUUGCGAAAGAGACAGCUGUACAAAUUCGUUGGAGAAUGUCUUAUUCCUGCUGGCUGUCUUGCGGCGCUUGAUAAAAACCCUAUGAAUUACGUCAGUAAAAUUUCCAGCUGCGGCGAAGGCCUGUCCGAAGAGGACGUUAUUGUGAAGAUUGAAGUUAUAAAUUUUGCACUACGCGAGAAAAACCCAUUAGACCAUAUCAAGUUUUACGAUGACGGGGUACCAAGAUAUGAAGAUACUCGAAUGGUGCCCGAAUGUUAUCAAGAAAAGUACCUUCGCGUGUUUGUCCGAAAUGCCGAAAAGGCGCAAUCUGUAAAAGCAGCUUUCGAAAAGUAUUGUGCAGAAGAAGCCGACUCCUUCAGGCCGUCCGGGAACAGCACUCCUAGUCGUAUAAAUGGAUUUUCUCCCAUUUCCGCCUCUUAG
Molecule: messenger RNA, 1407 nt
Organism: Paraglomus brasilianum
Lineage: Eukaryota; Fungi; Glomeromycota; Glomeromycetes; Paraglomerales; Paraglomeraceae
Source: the annotation of a GenBank genome assembly